Messenger RNA from Sporothrix schenckii 1099-18, 3486 nucleotides. RefSeq names its product transcription elongation factor SPT5. The coding region runs from base 1 to 3486 and encodes 1161 amino acids. Lineage: Eukaryota; Fungi; Ascomycota; Sordariomycetes; Ophiostomatales; Ophiostomataceae. Gene Ontology annotation, cellular component: DSIF complex. The record is from RefSeq and is a predicted model, not a curated record. The transcript is spliced from 2 exons. Gene Ontology annotation, biological process: regulation of transcription by RNA polymerase II; transcription elongation-coupled chromatin remodeling; transcription elongation by RNA polymerase II. Gene Ontology annotation, molecular function: protein binding; mRNA binding.
AUGUCGACGCGCGACUUGCUCUACGGCGGCGACUCCGAGUCGGACGACGACAACUUCAACCCAGCGCCGGCCGACAUGUCUGACGAGGAGGGCGACAACGACGGCGACGUUGAGCCCAAGGCUGGCAGCUCCAGCCCGGCACCUCGCCACGGAUCCUCGUCACGGCGCGCGGGUGAUGACGACGACGAAGAUGAAGACGACAGUACUGUGCGGCGACGCCGCCGGCAGGACGAUGAUGACGAAGAAAACGAUGGAAGCAGCGUUAAAGCAGACGGCGACGACGCCAAGGCAGACCCUGGUGCACGGCGGCGAUCCGUCGACGACAACGACAACGACGACGAAGACGAAGGCGCGGACGUGAGAGAAAAGAAGCGGAGUCGCAACGACGAUGAAGACGAGGAGGAUGACGAGGUGGAUGAGGAAGAGGACGAGGAAGAUGAAGACGAAGACGAGGAAGACGAGGACGAUGUCCAGUCAUCGAGGCACCGCCGCAAGCGUCAUAAGCGCGACAGCCGGGCCGCCUUCUUCGAUAUCGAAGCCGAGGUCGACGACGAGGACGAGGGCGAGGACGACGAAAAGGAGGGCGAGGAGAUAGGAGACUUCAUCGACAAUGCCCACCCCGACGACGUCGAGGAGCGCGGCCGCAUGAACGACGACCGCCGCCACCGCGAGCUCGACCGCCGCCGCGAGCUCGAGCAGAGCCUGGACGCCGAGAAGCAGGCCGAGAUCCUGCGCCAGCGCUACGGCAACCGCCGCCCGGCCAAGGGCCUGGGCGACUCUGCCGUCGUGCCGCGCCGCCUGCUCCUGCCGAGCGUCGAGGACCCGAGCAUCUGGGCCGUGCGGUGCAAGGAAGGCAAGGAGCGCGAGGUGGUCUUCUCCAUCAUGAAGCGCAUCGAGGAGCGCCUCGGCACCAAGGACGAGCUGGGCAUCACGGCGGCGUUUGAGCGCGGCGGCGCGCAGUCCGUCAUGAAGGGCUACAUUUACGUGGAAGCCCUGCGCCAGACGGACAUUAUGACGGCGCUCGACGGCAUGCUCAACGUGUACCCGCGCAACAACCUGAUUCUGGUCGAGAUCAAGGACAUGCCCGACCUGUUCCGCGUGACCAAGACGCCGACGCUCGAGCCCGGCGCGUGGGUGCGUCUGCGGCGGCCGCUCAAGUACUCGGGCGACCUGGCGCAGGUGCUCGACGUCACCGAGAACGGCCUCGAGGCGCGCGUGCGCUUCAUUCCGCGCCUCGACUACGGCGUGCGCGACGAGCAGCUGGCGGCGGUCAAGGGCGGCGCCAACGGCGGUAAGGCGGCGCGGCGGCCCCCCGGCGUGCCCGGCCCGCGCCCGCCGCAGCGGCUGUUCAGCGAGGUCGAGGCGCGCAAGCGCGGGCCCAAGAACAUCCUGGGGCACACGCAGCCCAACACGUGGACGUACAACGGCGACUACUUUGAGAACGGCUUCCUGACCAAGGACAUCAAGCUCCAGAUGCUGGUCGUCAAGGACGUCAACCCGACGCUCGAGGAGGUGACCAAGUUUGCGCUGGGCGCCGAGGACGGCACCGAGAACCUGGACCUCAAGGCGCUCGCCGCCAGUCUCAAGGACAGCAACGCCAACGUGACGUACGUGCCGGGCGACGUCGUCGAGGUCUACGAGGGCGAGCAAAAGGGCGUCAUCGGCCGCGCCGCCAACAUUGUGGGCGACAUUGUCACGAUUGACGUGACGGAGGGCGAGCUGCGCGGCACGACAAUCGAGGCGCCGACCAAGAGCCUGCGCAAGCGGUUCCGCGCGGGCGACCACGUCAAGGUCAUUGGCGGCCGCUUCCGCGACGACGUCGGCAUGGUGGUCAAGAUUGACGAGGACCGCGUCACGCUGCUGACGGACCAGAGCAACACGGAAAUCACCGUCUUCAGCAAGGACCUGCGCGAGGCCAGCGACACGGGCGGCCAGGGCGCGCUGGGCCAGUACUCGCUGCUGGACCUCGUGCAGCUGGACCUGUCGACGGUCGGCUGCAUCAUCAAGAUCGACCGGGAGUCGCUGGUGGCGCUCGACCAGAACGGCGACAAGCGCACGAUUAUGCCGUCGCAGAUUAGCAACUUGCUGCCCAAGAACAAGAUGGCGGUGGCGGCGGACCGCAACGGCUCCGAGAUCCGCCUCGACGAUGUCGUCAAGGAGUACGGCGGCAUGCAGCGCCAGGGCAAGAUCCUCCACAUCCACCGCUCGUACCUGUUUAUGCACAGCAACUCGACCACGGAAGAUGCCGGCGUGUUUGUCGCGCGCGCCAGCAAUGUCAGCACGGUCGCGGCCAAGGGCGGCCGUGUGAGCGCGACGGCCGGCGGGCCUGACCUGAGCACGAUGAACCCGGCGCUGAAGCGCAACGGCCGGGGCGGCCCCGGCAGCAUGCAGGCGCCGCAGCGCGUCAUGGGCCGUGACCGUGCGCUCGGCCAGACGGUGACGAUCCGCCGCGGCGGCUACAAGGGCCUGCUGGGCAUCGUCAAGGACACGACCGACCUGCACGCGCGCGUGGAGCUGCACACCAAGAGCAAGAUCGUGACGGUGCCCAAGGCCGACCUGAUUUUCAAGGACAAGUUGACGGGCCGUGCCAUUGAUAUCAACAGCCGCGGUGGCCGGGGCGGUGCCGCGGGCGGCUUCGGUCGCGGCGGCAGCAGCAGAAACGGCUUGCCUGCACCGGCAUGGGAGAGCGGCGGGCGUACGCCGGCGGCCGGCGGUCUAGGCGACCGGACGCCGGCCUGGGGCAUGGCCAAGGGUAAGUUUCCAAAACACCAAGCUCCUGAAUUUUGCUGUACUCGUAUAAUUACACUGUUGUUCUCGUCACCGGCAGCUAACAUGACGACAGCUUCUUCACACACACCGGCAUGGAACCGCAACGACGCGGCUGGUGCGCGCACACCCGCUUGGGCCGCCGAUGGUUCACGGACGGUCAACCCGUACGACGGCAGCCGGUACGGCUCAGGCUCGCGCACACCUGCCUGGAACUCGGGUGCGAAGACGCCGGCGUAUGACGGCUUCGGCCAUGGUUCCAAGACACCUGCAUGGGGCGGCAGCGGCAGCGGAGGCGGCAGCAGCAGCGAUGCAUGGGGCUCGGGCUCCAAGACGCCGGCCUACGGUGUGUCCGCACCCACGCCCGGCGCGAGCGGCAACGACUCCUGGGGCUACACACCGGGUGCCAGCGGCUCCGCCGGCGCGGGAUACGAUGCGCCGACGCCUGGUGCCGGUUUGAGUGCGCCGACACCCGGGGCGCUCAACGCGCCGACGCCCGGUGCCUACAGUGCGCCUACGCCGGGUGCGGCUCUCAGUGCACCGACACCGGGCGGCGGCUGGGCGGGCGGCUGGGGUGCAGACUCGGCGCCCACACCCGCGGCGGGUGCGCCGACGCCCGCUGCUGGGGGCGGCUACUACGGUGCGCCAACGCCGGCCGCAUAUGGCGGUGCGCCCGAGACGCCGGCUGCAAGCGGCCCGCGGUACGCCGACGACGACUAG